This is a messenger RNA of Aspergillus saccharolyticus JOP 1030-1, 2540 nucleotides long. RefSeq names its product histone deacetylase RPD3 (gene rpdA). The transcript has 4 exons. Gene Ontology annotation, molecular function: histone deacetylase activity. Bases 271 to 2343 code for a protein of 690 amino acids. Lineage: Eukaryota; Fungi; Ascomycota; Eurotiomycetes; Eurotiales; Aspergillaceae. The record is from RefSeq and is a predicted model, not a curated record.
UCCCCCAUCAUUUAUCGUUCGCCCGCCUUAUGGGGAAUGCCUCUCACUUAUCUUACUCUCCCUGCCACAAUCAACUCGCUUGAUUGACUGACGAGGGGAUUCAUUUUGCUCACUCAGACUUGGCUUCUGCCUUGGCCUGAACCCCACCCGGAGUUUUCUUACUUUUAUCCAGUUCCGUGAAGAGACCGAGAAAACACCGCGCUGUUCAUAGAAUCCCAACUUCCAAUUCUGUGAGGAUCCGUCUCGUGUACUUACACGUUGACCUCCAAAAUGUCGACUUCCUUGCCUCCCUUGGACCCCAUUACCAAUGGAUCGGCGGAUCGCGGUAAGAAGGUCGCCUACUUCUACGAUUCGGACGUGGGCAACUAUGCCUAUGUGUCGGGGCACCCGAUGAAGCCCCAUCGCAUAAGGAUGACGCACAGUUUGGUCAUGAAUUAUGGUCUCUAUAAGAAAAUGGAGAUCUACCGUGCGAAGCCGGCCUCCAAGUACGAAAUGACCCAGUUCCACACCGAUGAAUAUAUCGACUUCCUUUCCAAGGUCACCCCAGACAACAUGGACUCUUUCGCCAAAGAGCAAAGCAAGUACAACGUCGGUGAUGAUUGCCCAGUAUUCGACGGACUUUUCGAAUUCUGUGGUAUCAGCGCAGGAGGUAGCAUGGAGGGUGCGGCCCGAUUGAACCGGAACAAAUGCGACAUUGCGGUCAACUGGGCUGGCGGUCUCCACCACGCCAAGAAGAGUGAAGCCAGUGGAUUCUGUUAUGUGAAUGACAUUGUUCUUGGUAUUCUGGAGCUGCUACGCUUCAAGCAGCGGGUUCUCUACGUGGAUAUCGAUGUCCAUCAUGGAGACGGUGUUGAAGAGGCGUUCUAUACCACUGAUCGUGUCAUGACGGUCUCGUUCCACAAGUAUGGUGAAUACUUCCCGGGGACCGGUGAGCUCCGCGAUAUCGGCGUGGGCCAGGGCAAGCAUUACGCUGUCAACUUCCCCCUUCGCGACGGCAUCGACGACACCUCUUACAAGAGCAUUUUCGAGCCCGUUAUCAAGAGUGUGAUGGAAUGGUACCGGCCUGAAGCUGUGGUGUUGCAGUGCGGUGGUGACAGUCUCUCCGGUGAUCGUUUGGGAUGCUUCAACCUUAGUAUGCGCGGUCACGCCAAUUGUGUCAACUUCAUCAAAAGCUUCAACCUGCCAACUCUAAUUCUGGGAGGUGGUGGUUACACAAUGCGUAACGUGGCUCGAACCUGGGCAUUCGAGACCGGUAUCCUUGUGGGAGACAAUCUGACGGCGGAGCUUCCUUACAACGACUACUACGAGUACUUUGCUCCGGACUACGAACUGGAUGUGCGGCCCUCGAACAUGGACAACGCCAACACGAAAGAAUAUCUUGACAAGAUCCGGACGCAAGUAGUGGAAAACUUGAAGCGUACUGCAUUUGCGCCAUCUGUGCAAAUGACUGACGUACCGCGGGAGUCACUUGUGGAUGGUAUGGAUGACGAAGCAGACGCGAUCCUGGACGAUUUGGACGAAGACGAGAACAAGGACAAGCGCUACACGAAGCGCCGGUUUGACCAGUACAUUGAGAAGCCCGGCGAGCUUAGUGAUAGUGAGGACGAGGAUGAGAAUGCCGCCAACGGGGUGCACCGCAAGCCCCAGUCACUCAAGCGGAGAAACCAGGUCAACUAUCGGAACCUGGAUGUUGCCGAUUCGGGGCCGGAAAGUGGCAUGGCUACACCUGUGGCAUCCUCGCUUCCCGAUGAUGACAUGGACAUCACCGCCGACACGAAGAUGACGGAAGCUCCAGAGCCAGUGACUGAGGCGCGGGCUUCGCCCCCGGCUGCUGAGCUGCCGUCUAGGACGGAGGCGGCAUCAGAUGCAAUGGAGUUGGCGCAUGAUGGGCCAGGAGAGCAAGCUGCUCCCCAGGCGCCCAUAUCUCGCCAACCAUCCCCGAAACCUCAGGAUGAAGACACGACAAUGGAAGACGCAGGAGACGAGGCGCCUGGGCCGGAGCAGACCCGGAGCGCACCAGGCGCCGGAGAAGCGGAGAACAACGGCGAGGAAAAGAAGGCCAACGCAGAGACCCCUGCUGUUGAGAAGGCCGUGCCUGAUGAUUCGUCGGUGCCCGCUGAGAGCCAGUCACCGUUGACAGCGGCCGCCCAGCAGCCCGAGACCAACGAGGUCGAGAUCAAGCCCGCGGCUACAUCAGCCGAUGCCAGCGAAUCGAAAGACAAAAGCCCGGAGGCUUCUAAGGGCGACUCGGCUGCUCCCAAGGUCGAGCCGGAGACGAGUGAUGAAGCCAAGGAAGCCACGAAGGAAUCGCAGCCUGAUGAGCCCACGAAGAGUGAGGACUAGGGCUGCUGUAAUCUCGGGAUUGCUGGCGCACGGGACGGGCAGUAAUGGUGUUUCUGGUUGAUCUUCUGCAUGGGAAUUAAUCCUCGACAUAUAUCUCUGGCUUGCUUGUUGCUUUUGUCUUUGCUUUCUUCUUCUUAGAUGUAUGUACUAGGUGAAUGCAUGAUGAUAUAGGAUGUUAUGUAUUGUCGAAGUGGGCU